AUGCCGAAUUUGAGUAAGAAGAAGUGCCAAUGGAAUGUCCAGCCAGCGACUAAGGAAUAUCGUGCCCAGUUACCAUCAGACCCUAACCCUAGAAACUUGCAAUACCGACCUAAACAGACACCUGUUGAGGAACUAUACCGAAGAUAUAAGGAUCCACAUGAAGAGAUGAUCAUGGCUGAGGGUAUCAGUCGCCUCUGCACUGAUCUCGAUGUGGAUCCCCAAGACAUUGUCAUGUUGGUUAUGUCAUGGCACAUGAAGGCAGCCACCAUGUGCGAGUUUUCAAAGCAAGAGUUCUUCAAUGGACUUAAAGCCCUAAAGAUUGAUUCCAUUGAGAAGUUCCGAAGCGCGCUACCGUCUAUGAGAUCUGAGCUGAAGGAUAAGGACAAGUUUAAGGAGGUGUAUAAUUUUACUUUUGACUGGGCAAAGGAAAAGGGGCAGAAGUCUUUGCAGCUGGAUACUGCAAUUGGAAUGUGGCAAUUGCUGUUUGCCGAAAUGACUCCGAAGUGGCCCUAUGUUGAUCAAUGGUGUGAAUUCUUGGAGGAGAGGCACAAGCUGGCAAUACCUAAGGACACAUGGAAUCAACUAUUGGAUUUUGUAAGGAAUGUGGAUCCAUCGCUGUCGAAUUUUGAUGAAGAAAGAGCUUGGCCCUGUCUUGUCGACGAUUUUGUGGAUUACUUGAAGGAGAAAGGCUUGGUGCAAACUACUUAG
Messenger RNA from Rosa rugosa (rugosa rose), 708 nucleotides. RefSeq lists its product as uncharacterized. Gene Ontology annotation, biological process: positive regulation of ubiquitin-protein transferase activity; protein neddylation. Gene Ontology annotation, cellular component: ubiquitin ligase complex. NCBI's taxonomy places the organism in Eukaryota, Viridiplantae, Streptophyta, Magnoliopsida, Rosales, Rosaceae. The record is from RefSeq and is a predicted model, not a curated record. Gene Ontology annotation, molecular function: ubiquitin-like protein binding; cullin family protein binding; ubiquitin conjugating enzyme binding. The transcript has a single exon. Bases 1 to 708 code for a protein of 235 amino acids.